ACGUUUCAAAUUAAGGGAAUGGUUCUUGCAGUAAAGCUGUUUUAGAGGAUUUAUAUUUAUUGGUGCGGAUGAACACUGACAGGUGUUGCAGGUCCAACACUCUCAUCUGUGUCACACGUGAACUUUGUUACUUGAGGAGAGAAUGUCAGUUUGUCAAAUUCAUCUUGUCUCUCUCCUCAUCAAAGAACACUUUGGUGACAUUGUAGAGAAGGUCUGCACUCACCUCAUCAAGAAUGGUGCGAAACCUUUACGUAUUGCCUCCCAGGAAACUGGACUCAAACUUGACCAGGUGCGGAAAGCAUUGUGUGUCCUUAUCCAGCACAAUAUUGCGUCAUUUGGCCUACACAAGCGGGGCUUUGUAGAGUAUACAGCCAGCGUGGAUCGGGCCCUGCUGUUGGUGCGGUACCCGCGCUACAUCUACUGUGCCAAGACGCUGUACGGGGAUGCGGGUGAGCUGAUUGUUGAGGAAAUUCUCCAACAUGGCCAGAUGAUGAUGAGCAGCAUGGUGGCUCGGGUAACACAGAGGCUGUCGGAAGGUGGACAGCCAGUCACCGCAGACGACGUCAAGGAGAAGAUGGAGGACCUGAUCCACACCCACUUCCUCCAGAGGGUACCAGCCCCACCUACUAACAAUGGCAACACCACAGAUGCCAAUGUUGCCAUCCCCAAGCUGUUCAUCAGUGAGCAAGACCUGUACAGGGUACCGGCAAGCAUUGAAGUAACACUAGAAAAGGACAGCUCAAAACGGAAAAGAUCAACAGAAGAUGAUGACCCACAGAGAUCCAGUAAAAGACUCAAAAUAGAGAAUGCAGAGCAUGCAGCCGAUGAGGGUAUCCUUUGGCAUUUGAACUUUGAGCGGUUCCACAAGUAUCUACUGGACCAUGAGAUAGUGCAGGCCGUGAGUCGCAGGAUAGACUGGAAUGCAGCGGAGGUGGUUCGCACCAUGCUGAGGAUUAGCGAAUUAUCCACGGGGCUGGAGGACAAGUUGUCCAAGCCCAUCUCCAUCAAUGAUCUGAUGAGGCAUCUACCCGUUGAGAACCGUAUGAAGUUUGGCAUCGUGGAACAGUACUUCAAGCUACUCUCUGAUGACCAGACUGGAAUCGUGAAAAAGACUGACGAGGCCGGAGGAGGCACAUACAUCAUUGAUUUCCAGAAUGCCUGUCGUGCUCUGGUGGUCUCCACCAUCGAAUCGGUGGUGCAGGAAAGGUUCGGCUCCAAGAGCUUUCGCAUCUUCAAGACCCUACUGCUCAAGAAGUACCUGGAGCAGAAACAGGUGGAGGAGUUUGCUCUCAUCCCAGCCAAGGAAGCCAAGGAGCUCCUCUACAAGAUGUUCUCAGAACACUUCGUUACCGUGCAGGAGAUUCCCCGCACUCCGGACCAUGCCCCCUCCCGCACCUUCUACCUCUUCAUGGUGGAGGUGGGCCAGGUUAGCCGCAUGCUGCUGGAGCGCUGCUACAAGGCUCUGGCCAACCUUGUCUGCAGACGAGCAUUUGAGACUAAAGAGAACAAACGCUUGAUUGAGAAGUCCCAGCGCGUGGAGGCCAUCGCAGCGUCGCUGCAAAGUGACGGUGCCGACCAAUCGCAGACAGCAGAGGUGGAAGAUAUGAUCACACCCUUGGAGAAGAACCAGCUGGAGAAAUACCGUGGCAAAAUUUCCAAGUUGGAGCAGAGUGAGCUGCAGGUGGACUGUACCAUUUUCACAUUGGGUAACUUCUUGCUACAGGAGGCUGGUAGCUGAUGCGAUACCUGGGCAGGUCCUUCUGUCGCUUUGCCCCUGGGCUGUGAGUUAUUAUCGCGCCAAGGGCCUCUUCACACACAUGCCCAUUGAACAGGAUUCUUUUUAGGAAAAAACUUGGAACAUGUCAGUUUCAGAGAGCCAGUUUACAUCAUGCAGUGCCACAAUAAACAGCCAAGUUCAGAAACCUGAGCAAUUGUACAACAAACUGCAUUCUGACAAAUGUUAAAACAUUAGUCGGUACUGCAUUGGGGAGCUGGUCAGCACACUGGUGUACACAGGUCCAGGCCACUCUUUGUCACAUAGCCAGUCACGUUUUCUGCCCAAGGGGCCAAACCCUCACAAUGUGAAACUAGGCAGUGUGACCUUUGAUCUCUAUAUAUUGACUGCAUAGCGUGCCAAGACUGAGUACUGAGUGAACGCCACCAGGUGCCAUACUUGGAGGCACUAUGUGCAUUAUCAAGUCCCACAACAGUAACCUGUCAUGUCAGGACUCUUAUACGCUAAGUUUGUUUUUAUUUAUGCUCUGAGUAAUCAAACAGAAAGUUUUCUUGAUCUUUUACCUGUGAAUUAUUUCAUUAUCUCUUUAUACUGCUCAAACACUUGGAAAAUCUAUAAUUGUGCAUGGCCUAUCCUGCUUGGAAUGUGGUGGCAGCCCUCUUUGGAGGUCUAGCUUUAGUGAGCAGGUCAUGGAAAAUCCUGGGGAAAAAAGCUGUCCUGGAAAGUCAUGGAAAUGUGGUGAAAAGGUGUCCUGGAAUCCUGUUGGUUGAGGAAAAAAAUGGAAGAGUCGUGGAAAUCAAGAUCAUGUCAGGAUCAUUAUGAUGGGUUGCUUAUGAUGUGAAAACAGAAUAAAGAUAAAUUUAUAUGUCAAUCUGAAGUAGUGGCUAUGGCAGUCUUCCAAAUCACAAUACCAAACAACUUUUCUCUGCAGUCAUCAAACUUUGAUUUUUAGAUUUUUGUGGGAACCCUGAUUGAGCCAUAAAGACCUAUUUUAGGUUGCCUUCUUCGUUAACGUAUUACCAAAUACCAAUUGUCAGAGAUUAUUUGUAUACUGAAAAUAAAGUAGGAUUUUUAAAGAUUUUUUUAUACUCAAUACAUCUUAUUAUCAGGAAAGACUGAUAUUUGAGGCUUGUCCGUCAUAGCAAGUGAUACUCGGUGAUUACCUCAGUGUGUGGAAAUCUGAAUUAUAAACAACCCAGAGUAUAUCCAGACAACUUUCUGACACUUGUUUUCUGUCCUCCAGUAAUGGACAGAUAAGACAGAAUUUCACACAGAGGAAUUUGGGGUUGAGUGUUCCACAGUCUUCACUCCCAAGUCUGGUAAAGAUUAAAUUGACUUACCCAAUAACUUCUAGUGACUUCCCAGGGUCUAGUUUAUUUGCCAAUGUAACAACCAGAACUGAGUCAUAGCCUUGUUAUGAUUCACAGUAGAGUUAGUCUAAACUGCAUGCACAGUAAAUAGAGGGCAAAUUGGCGCGAGCUCACAUUCACAGUCGUGGUGAAUAACCACUAAAACUUUGAUGAAUGCUCACUUGCACAUGGCCAUGAAAAUCAAUUUGUAACCAAGGAUGUUUUGGAUAGAAGUAAGCGACUUUGUGUGGAGUAUUGUUAGUGUAAGGUAGCCAUUCCAGAGCACAUGCAACGGCAAAGCUGCAUGUGAGGAUGAAUACUCUAGAGUAAAAGAGACAUGCAAAUUGACCUUUUUGAACUUAGGUGUAAAUAGAAGAUGUGUUAAAAGAGCGGCCCACAACACACUUAAUUACAGUUCAUAUUACAUUUGGUUUAACGGUGUGGGUGCUGCACUCUGGUUUGUAAAAUAUGGCAUUUUGAAACAUCGGAAAUCGUUUGGCUCAAGGUCAAAUGGUGUAUCCUAUGUUGUAUCCAUUUGAAGUUGCCUGCAAAAGUAUUCAUGGAACAUAUAGAGAGCCAUCAAUUAAAAUUAAUGUGUUUUGUUAACCCUUUAAUCAAAGCAAAAAGAAAAACAACUAUGCACUGAAGAAGCUUCAACAAUUUCCUGGCUGGUUUGAUAUGCAUGAAUGUCAAAGAGAUUUUAACUGUUAACCUACAGUGAAAUCAGGAAGAGUACUAAUAUGUUAAGAGGAUGUGUAAACAUGAUCUGGCUAUCUGCAUACACAGAUACCUCUGUCUGAUAUUUAUAUCAGAAUAGCCACUACAGUAUAUCUUGCUUGCCUUUUUUGCAAGUCCAAAUUUUGAGCCAAAAAGUCGUACCGUUAUGUUGUGGUCAGAGGCUUUCUUCACCAAUUUAUCAUGGUGUUUGCAAGUAAUGCUUAUAUGAGGUUGUGGACAAGUGCAGUAAUUAUGCUACAGGGCAAAGACCUGGAAGAAUUUAAGAAGUCCAGAGAGACAUUGGAAACUAGAAUGCAUUUACAGUUUCAAACCCAGAGAAACGUUUUAAUUCUGACUAUAUGUUAUACAUUGCAGCAAUUGUAACAUGAUUCUUAAAAUACGUAUAGUCACUUCAUACUCACUGAGAAUGCGUAGUGAAACUGAUGUCAAACAUUCACAGAGGCAUUCGUCGCAUUUGUUGUCCAAAUUUUUAGCAUGAAUACUCAAUGCGGCAUCACAAAUUCUCAAUUUGUUUUGUGCUGAGUAUGAACUGACCUGUUGUCUGUGCCAGUCACCAGUUAUAUUAAACACAAUGAACAGAAUAGAGAAAUAAUGAAAUCUUUCAUUAACAAGACUUAAGGAGCAACCUUCCAGCUCCAGGGCCAAGGUUUUGUGACCAGCUGAACUUCCCUUAUUAAAACAAAAAAACCUGCUCCAUUCUGUUCCAAGGCUGCUGUUUUACAUCACGGCACAUAUAUACACAUUAUGCAGCAAGUUACAUCUCACUUUUUAAUUUGGACAUACAUGUAUAUUUGUUAUUUUUGUUUCAAAAUAUAUACUUAGGAGUAUUUGAUGAAAAUUGUGGUUCGAUUUUCUCUUGAGGUGGAUACAUGGUGGGCUCCUUUGAAAGAAAAUUACCCAACCCCUCCCCCCCCCAAAAUGACCCUUAUUACAACACUUCUUCCAUCAACAUGUUGGCAAAAUUCACACACAAGUAUAUCUACAUGCAGUUUCAAAGCAAGUUGGAGCAGGUGUGCAUGGGAAUUUUGCUGGAGGCAAAACAACAAGAGUCUUUCCAAGAUCAGCCCUUUUAAAAAUGUUUUGAUAAUGCGCCAGGUCUAUAUUUUUCCAACAGCGUAUGCUCCACAUGAAACGUGUCCAAGGUCAUUCAGACGCAUGGUUUCACGCGCGUGCUUUGUUCCUGAAUGGCCUUUCUGUUUUGAAAUACUGAACAGGCUCAUUAAUGGCACUUUACGUUGUGGUCCAUUACAAUCUAGUUUGAGUUAUCUUGAUUAGCAAUGGUAAAAUGCACUAAUCAACAAGAUCAUUUGGAGUACAUCAGACAAAGUCCAAAGCCUUUCAACAUUACAAUACCUGUAUGCAGCUUCAGCUCCUAAUGCUGUGCUUCUGUCUCAGACUGGAGCUCAAUCUUUGCUCCAAGGAGUGGUUUGAUAAAAAUAACAAUUAAACCCAGAGUGUAAACACUUACAUAAUUGCAACACUUCUACACAACUUUAACAGCAUUUUCAUCACACAAUUAUAUCACACCAAUGUCUGUAGACUAGUCUUGUGUAGAAUGUUUGAACAAAAUAUGUACAACCAUCGCUAUAAAAAAAGUAAAACGCGGAAUAUAAGAAAGUGUACACAAACUUGUUAACGUUAAUUUCAGACAUAAAAGUAGCAGAGAAAAUGGUAGGCAAGGGUUAUGUCCCCCAACCAAACAAAAGGUAUUCCUCUUGUAGCAAGUGGUGGAAUACUGCUUAGUUCCUGGCCAACCAGGGUCUAAAAUUUGACCUUUUUGAGGCAAUUUCAGAUUUCCUUGUACCGUAAGCAGACGGCUAUUUCAGCAACUUAUUUGUUAUGUGCCGCUACAUUUCUGCUCUUAUACCUGCCUUAAUUGUGUCCCCCUCCCCCCCCC
This is a messenger RNA of Acanthaster planci (crown-of-thorns starfish), 5719 nucleotides long. RefSeq names its product DNA-directed RNA polymerase III subunit RPC3-like. Gene Ontology annotation, cellular component: RNA polymerase III complex. NCBI's taxonomy places the organism in Eukaryota, Metazoa, Echinodermata, Asteroidea, Valvatida, Acanthasteridae. Gene Ontology annotation, biological process: DNA-templated transcription. The record is from RefSeq and is a predicted model, not a curated record. Gene Ontology annotation, molecular function: single-stranded DNA binding.